AUUGCGCCAGCCCGAAGCAUUGGCAAUCUCGGCGGUGGGUAUCGCUCAAUGGUGGAUAUCCUCAUUUCCAGCGCAACCCUUCAUCUGGGGUACGAUCAAGCUCCGCCGAGCGCAACCAAGCCUUUCCCUUCCCACUCUCGUGGACCCACCACCAUCCUCGUCCAUGGGUUCCGUGUGAACCGACAUGGGGGAUCGUAGGUUUGCGUAUAAGUAUCGUCCUUAAGCCGUCCUGUUAAUACAUCCAUCCGCAAAGCAUUGCAGUCACUCAUUCUUCAGUCAUUCCUUUCUAACUUUCUCGCUUCACCAUCAAGAUGGUCUCUGCUAAGUUCUCUGCUCUUCUCCUCGGCGCUGGCGCUCUUGUGUCGGCUGCCCCAGCCCCGACGCCUACUCAGGCUGCUCAGCUCAAGGACCGCGCCGCAAGCUGCACCUUCUCCGGUGCCAACGGCGCUGCCUCUGCCAGCAAGUCCAAGGCCUCCUGCGCUACCAUCGUCCUGAGCAACGUCGCCGUUCCCUCAGGCACCACUCUCGACCUCACCAAGUUGAACAGCGGCACCACCGUCAUCUUCGAGGGUACCACCUCCUUCGGCUACAAGGAGUGGGAAGGUCCUCUGAUCUCUGUCUCCGGCACCAAGAUCACCGUCAAGGGCGCCAGCGGCCACGUCAUUGACGGCAACGGUGCGAAGUGGUGGGACGGCAAGGGCUCCAACGGCGGCAAGACCAAGCCCAAGUUCUUCUACGCACACUCGAUGAAGCAGUCCACCAUCUCCAACCUCAACGUCAAGAACACCCCCGUGCAGGGUUUCUCCAUCAACUCCGCCACGGACUUGACCCUCGAUCACAUCACCAUCGACAACUCGGCCGGCGACACCGACACCGGCGGCCACAACACCGAUGCAUUUGACGUCGGCUCGUCGUCUGGCAUCACCAUCUCCAACGCCAACGUCAAGAACCAGGACGACUGCCUCGCCAUCAACUCGGGCACCAACAUCCACUUCGUCGGCGGCACAUGCAGCGGCGGCCACGGACUCUCCAUCGGCUCCGUCGGCGGCCGCUCCGACAACACCGUCGACGGCGUCGUCAUCGAGAACAGCAGCAUCUCCAACUCCCAGAACGGUGUGCGCGUCAAGACUGUCUACGGUGCUACCGGCAAGGUCAACAACGUUACCUACAAGGACAUCACCCUCUCCAACAUCAGCAAGUACGGUGUUGUCCUUGAGCAGGACUACGAGAACGGCAGCCCGACUGGCACUGCUACGACUGGUGUCCCGAUCACUGACCUGACCCUCAGCGGUGUCAAGGGAUCUGUCGCCAGCAGCGCCACUCCGGUUUACAUUCUCUGCGGAAAGGGCAGCUGCUCCAACUGGAAGUGGGAUGUCGCCGUCACUGGCGGAAAGAAGAGCACCAAGUGCUCCAACGUGCCUUCGGGUGCUUCCUGCUAGAGAGUUCUCUAGCGCGUUGAGCAGGAAAGCGAUGGGAGGCUGGGCGGCGGGCUCGUGGUGGGCAGCGACAGGUGCAGAGGACGCCUUUUCGUUUCUUGGUAUAUACUUUUCUACUAGUAGCUUUUAUAAGAAGAC
Messenger RNA from Paraphaeosphaeria sporulosa, 1574 nucleotides. Its product is annotated as putative extracellular polygalacturonase. Gene Ontology annotation, biological process: pectin catabolic process. Gene Ontology annotation, molecular function: polygalacturonase activity. The transcript has a single exon. Lineage: Eukaryota; Fungi; Ascomycota; Dothideomycetes; Pleosporales; Didymosphaeriaceae. The record is from RefSeq and is a predicted model, not a curated record. Gene Ontology annotation, cellular component: extracellular region. The coding region runs from base 312 to 1439 and encodes 375 amino acids.